Messenger RNA from Priceomyces carsonii, 1308 nucleotides. Its product is annotated as ssDNA endodeoxyribonuclease. The coding region runs from base 1 to 1308 and encodes 435 amino acids. NCBI's taxonomy places the organism in Eukaryota, Fungi, Ascomycota, Pichiomycetes, Serinales, Debaryomycetaceae. The record is from RefSeq and is a predicted model, not a curated record. The transcript has a single exon.
AUGGUGGAUAGAUUCGAGGUUUUAAUUAAAGGUAUAAUAGAAGAACAUAACCAAUUAAAGAAAGAAAAUAGGAAAUUGCUUCUUGAAAACGAAAAUUUAAAAAUUCAACUUCAACAAAAUACAAAAGUCGACGGCAAGCAUGUUGGUGAUGAGAUGGGUGAGAACAUGAUCAGCUUCCAAAUACAAAGUAGCCAAACCAAUAACGAAUGCAAAUGGAGGCAUAAGUCUCAAGACACAAAUGCAUCACAAGGCUCUAGUUCGCCAGAAGACAGAUCAAUUUCAAUUGACAGGGAUCAUGAAUCAGAUCUACAACGAACUCUAGUUCGUAUGUCUCCAUUGAAGCAUUCAGGUUCGCUCGAAGAACCCAAAGCAGAGUUCGAAGUAACGUCAUCUCCUCUGGUGGAUUCAAGGUUAUACAAUUCUCAGUUGCCUACACAAUACUCUGAUGACUCGUCACCAACAAAAACAUACCGACCACGUCAGCUGCAAAAUUGGCAUCAACUAACCUCUUAUGAAAUAGAGAAACAAACGAAAACAGCACGAAGAGAUAGCCUUGACGAUCACAUUAAAGCGAAAGAAGAGGUAUCGCAUCAUAUACAAGGUUUCGCGGCAAUUAAGACGGCUAAUACCUUAGAAAAUGCUGAUAUGGUAGAGGAUUCAGAGGAAGAGACAUCGAGUAUAUUAUUCUCUAAAAGUCAACACAAACCAAUUAAACGUCAUUGUCGCGAUAGAUCGCCCUUAAGAGAUAUGACUAAUACUAACAUACCACCCCUACCAUCAUCAUACACCAAGUUACAGAGAAGACAGCAAAUGGUAAAAUUCUACAAAGAUCUCUUGCAACAUAGAACAGACUUUAAGAUUGACCUAUCAAGAAAUCCCAUCAAUGAAAGCCCAUGGGUACUUGCUGAUUUCAAACCUAAUCCGCACUACCAAAAACCUAAAGUCGCAACCAAAAUCGGCUAUUCUAAAUCACACCGAUUGGCAAUCCAGAACUUUUAUAACACCGCCAACAGGGGUCUUAGCGAGCCUGGUGACGUUAAACCCGUCUUAGCCACUCCUAAUCUGGGAUUAUCAGAGAGUCAGAUGUUCGACAGAAUUCCAUCUCCCCCAGGAUUCAUGAUGUCUGAUUUUCCAACUUCUCAAGAACAAAGGCGCCGUAAUGAUUUAGUCGCUGCUCGUCAGAGCGAUAGACUUCAUAGGAGACUAAUUCUGUGUUUAAGCGCAGAAGGAGAGUUCAUGUUUGUACACGAUAUCCUCAAUUCUUAUGUACGUGCCAAACGUUACGUAUUACCCAUUUUGGAAGUCUAA